AUGCUUAGUGCGUUACUGUUGUGUAUAUUUUGGGGCGUCUGCGCGGUCAUAGCAUGGCGCGCCUAUUCAGGGAAGGCGUCUGCCCAUCCCUUACCUCCAGUUCUCUCUGGUGGUAUACCUAUCAUUGGACAUACGUAUGUCAUCAGUGGGAAUACUAAAACAUUAUGGGACGUAUUAAAAUCAAUGUCAAUGGAGAGUGUGAGAAAUGGCGGCUUGAUCUACGCUCAUAUUGGAGGAAAGAUUUAUUACUUGGUAACCGAUCCUGAUGAUGCGUUAACAGUAGCCAACACAUGUCUUCAGAAACACUUCAUUUAUAACUACUUAGAUAAUUGGCUGGGUAAUGGACUCCUUACGGCUUCAGGAGCAGCAUGGCAGCGCCAUCGGAAACUCCUAAACCCAGCGUUUACAGUAUCAGUGAUACACAACUUCCUCGGUAUCUUCAAUCAUAUGGCGAAGCAGUUCAACAGUGAGCUGGCUGCUCAUGCUGGGAAGGAACCCUUUGAGAUCAGCCACUAUUUGAGGAUCAUUGCCUUCCAGACUUUUAGCAGAACUGCUUUUGGUAUUGGUGAUGAAAGCGUGAAAGAGUUUGCCAGAAAAUACAUGGAGUCAUCAGACCAGCUCAUGAACAUGGUGGUAUACAGGUUCCAGAACGUUUGGCUCCAUAGUGACUUGAUAUUCAGGCUCACUGGACUGAAGAAGAAGGAACAAAAACUCAUCAAGACUUUGGAUGAUAUGGCUAAUCAGGUUAUAAAGAGAAAAAAGGAAGAAAUGAAACAUCAAUCAAAGGAACCAGAGACAGGUACAAGGUGCAAACCCCUAAUGAGCCUUCUACUAGAACUUAAGAAUGAUGAUACUCUUACUGAGAAAGAGAUAAAAGAAGAAGUAGAUACAGCUAUACUAGCUGGAUUCGAUACUACAUCUAAUACUCUGACGUGUAUGCUGGUGCUCAUAGGGUCCCAUCCUGAAGUGCAAAGGAAGAUGUAUGAAGAGAUGAUCAGUGUCCUAGGACCGACCAGAGAUGUUGAAAAAGACGAUAUCAAGAAAUUAGUGUACACUGAAGCAGUUAUAAAGGAAGCUCUUAGAGUUUUACCUAUUGGACCUGCCUUAAUGAGAAAUGUUGAUAAGGACGUUAAACUAAGAAACUACACAUUGCGUGCAGGCAGUCAGUGCGUGAUACUCCCUGUAGGAACUCAUCACGCCCCUGAGUGGGGGGAUGACGUGGAUGUUUUCAGGCCUGAACGAUGGCUGGACCCGGCCAUAGCUACUCUUGGAAACGGCGCCUUCUUUGGAUUUAGUUUGGGCAAGAGAUCUUGUAUUGGCAAAACCUACGCAAUGAUAUCAAUGAAGGUGACACUAUCUCACUUCAUACGUCGGUACCGCAUCACGGCAGAUGUCACCAAGAUGGAGCUGAAGGUAGACAUGAUCCUCAAGCCGACCACAGCUGCUGUUACUAUUGAGGAGAGGAAUUCGUUAAAUUAA
Messenger RNA from Helicoverpa zea (corn earworm), 1479 nucleotides. RefSeq names its product cytochrome P450 4V2-like. The record is from RefSeq and is a predicted model, not a curated record. Lineage: Eukaryota; Metazoa; Arthropoda; Insecta; Lepidoptera; Noctuidae. Gene Ontology annotation, molecular function: heme binding; oxidoreductase activity, acting on paired donors, with incorporation or reduction of molecular oxygen; iron ion binding. The coding region runs from base 1 to 1479 and encodes 492 amino acids. The transcript is spliced from 10 exons.